Messenger RNA from Metarhizium brunneum ARSEF 3297, 1521 nucleotides. RefSeq lists its product as uncharacterized. The record is from RefSeq and is a predicted model, not a curated record. Gene Ontology annotation, molecular function: protein binding. Lineage: Eukaryota; Fungi; Ascomycota; Sordariomycetes; Hypocreales; Clavicipitaceae.
AUGCGCGCCGCGGUAGCGCUUGCGGCGCUCUUAAACCUCGCGGCGGCCGAGAGCUCCAUCACAGCGCCCCUGGAGUCGCGGACCAUGCUGACGGCCAGCGUGACGAUUAGAGAGGAACCUACCAGCGUGUGGUGGGACGAGGCCUUUACCGAGACGGGUGCGGCUGCUGAGACGACGAGUGUGAUGGUCGACGAGGAUCCGACUGGGUCGUUUUCAUCUGCUGAGACGACGACUGUAGUGGUACUCAAGGAGGACCCAGCUGUGUCGUUUCCAUCUGCCGAAACAAGCACAGUGAUUAUUAAUGAGGAUCCGACUGCCUCUUCAUCUCCCGGCACCACGACAGUAAUAAUCAGCGAAGACCCGACCGUUUCAGACCCGGCUGAGCCAGCUCCGGAGACGACUACUGCGGUAGUCAACGACGACCCGACCGCGUCUUUCUCAUCUGCCGAGACAACUACUGUAGUGUUCAUUGAGGACCCGACCGCAUCUCCAUCUCCCGGCACCACCAUGGUGAUUGUCACCAAAGAGCCAACCGUGCCAGGCCCGGCUCCGGAGACGACCACCGCGACAGUCAACGACGACCCGGCCGCGCCAUUCCCCUCCCGCACGUCAACCACCACCGUAGUACUCAACGAGAACCCGCCGACGACGCCGCCCCCCUCCGCCUCCACAACCAUCGUGGUGCUCAACACGGAGCCGACCCCGGUCUCCACCGACUCCGACGAGUGGACCGAGCCCGGCAACCCGUGGACGACGCGCAGCACAACGCUGCCGGUGCUCCACCCCUACAUCCACUACGACUUCGGCAUCGGCACAGCGUGGCCCCGCGGCACCACCAAGCCCGAGUGCACGCGCUGGACACGCGUGGGCGACACGCACAACCGCUGGACGCAGGACGUCUACACAUCCACCAUCACCACGACGCUGCUCCACAAGUGCGGCGCCUGCGCCAUCGUCUGGACCACGCCGCACAAGGGCUACGCCUGGGCCAAGGUAUACGACUCCUCGACGGCCGACUACCCCUUCACCGUGACCGAGGUGGCCUGCCGCGCCCCCAGCCCCGACGACGCCGGCUACGUGCCGCCGCCGCACACGCCCACCGACCCCUGGAGCACCCUGACCAAGACGCAGGAGUUCAUGUCCACCAUCUACGUCACCUACCCGGACCGCGGGCCGUCCACCAUCACCCCGCCCGGCGUCACCUCGCCCGCCUGCACCAGCUCCACCCUCGUCUACGGCGGCGGCGCCCUCCGCGCCAACAAGCAGCUCAAGUGGAAGUUUUCCACCGAGCGCACCGUCACCAAGGACUGCGGCACCUGCGCCCUCGCCUGGUCCACCAGGUACUACUGGCAGAACGUCAAGGGCGACUUUUACCACUACUACACCGUCACCGACGAGGCCUUUGUCGCCACCACGCUCGAGUGCGGCAGGGCCGUGCCCACCGAGGCCCUUGGCCCCGGGCCGCGGACGGCCACCGCUGCGGUAACCUCAACCCUAACCCUGGCUCUGACCCUCUCUUGA